CAACAAAAAUCAACAUCACUUUGACCAACAUUUGGUCAACCUUUACAUCUGACGGACAACUAAGGAGUCAAUAUACAUAUCACAAAAGUCGCAUACGUCUUUGAUAAAAUUGUCUUUGCUAACAUUAUACACCCUACCCGACGCUCACAUGCAACCUAACAUUGGAAUUGGAUUAAUUAUUCAUGUUCAGACAAACGGCAUUAGCAGUCCUCUUCAAGACAAAAACACAAACGGCAUUAGCGGUAGUCCCCAAACUUCGCUCCUGACAUUAUUCAGCCCUGCACAAACUAUACAAUACAAAGAGGAAACCAGCUGUAGCUAUGCCUAUACACUAAAAUUCCUCACAUGGACAACUUUAAAUCUAUUAAGCAUUUCGUGGAGAGAUUUGCCAGUGAAUCUGCAAUCACUCUUGCGCUGGACUUCAUAUAACCACCUGAAACCGGAAGUUUUAAAGAGUGAGAUGAGAGUCUUACUGGAGUACUGUGGCCAAGAAGCUAACUGUGACAGCCACAUCUAUCCUUUCAAUGAUGUAUUUUGAAUUGCAAGCUUUGAACAAUAAUACAGAAGAAAAUAAGCAACUGGAACACUAGACACUUGGUUUUCAAUCACAUCAUGCUCCAUUGUUUUCAUUUUUUUCCCCUACCUUCCAGUCGUCGAGUAGAAAAGUACAAUUCUCUGCACUGAUGCAAAUGGAACUACAUUGUUUACCGGUAAGACUUUUAUGGUACAUACAAAAGGAUUCACUUAUUUAUUUUUAUACCAGGCAUGAAAAUGAAAUUAUGCUUCACAUAUAAGAGUCUCAG
Molecule: messenger RNA, 803 nt
Organism: Linum tenue
Lineage: Eukaryota; Viridiplantae; Streptophyta; Magnoliopsida; Malpighiales; Linaceae
Source: the annotation of a GenBank genome assembly